Chrysochloris asiatica (Cape golden mole) is the source of this 2907-nucleotide messenger RNA. RefSeq names its product serine/threonine-protein phosphatase 2A 65 kDa regulatory subunit A beta isoform-like. The record is from RefSeq and is a predicted model, not a curated record. The transcript is spliced from 15 exons. NCBI's taxonomy places the organism in Eukaryota, Metazoa, Chordata, Mammalia, Afrosoricida, Chrysochloridae. Gene Ontology annotation, biological process: protein dephosphorylation. Gene Ontology annotation, molecular function: protein binding; protein phosphatase regulator activity. The coding region runs from base 53 to 1858 and encodes 601 amino acids. Gene Ontology annotation, cellular component: protein phosphatase type 2A complex; cytoplasm.
GCGGGGCCAGGACGCAGGGCGGGCAGUGGCGACCAGCGGGAGAAGGAAGAACAUGGCGGGCGCGGCAGGGUCCGUGUCCGGCCCGGGGGCAGCGGGCGGAGAUGGAGACGAUUCGCUAUACCCGAUCGCAGUUUUAAUCGAUGAGCUCCGUAAUGAGGACGUGCAGCUCCGUCUCAACAGUAUUAAGAAGCUAUCAACAAUUGCUCUAGCUCUUGGAGUAGAAAGAACUAGAACUGAACUGCUGCCAUUCCUUACUGAUACAAUCUAUGAUGAAGAUGAAGUACUGCUAGCUCUUGCUGAACAGCUGGGAAAUUUCACUGGCUUUGUGGGAGGUCCUGACUUUGCUCAUUGUCUGUUGCCUCCUUUGGAAAGUCUGGCAACUGUGGAAGAGACUGUCGUUCGUGACAAGGCCGUAGAGUCCCUGAGGCAUAUCUCCCAGGAACAUACUCCUGUGGCUCUGGAAGCUCAUUUUGUACCCCUGGUGAAGCGCCUAGCAAGUGGGGAUUGGUUCACUUCUCGCACAUCUGCGUGUGGUUUGUUCAGCGUUUGCUAUCCCAGGGCUUCCAAUGCUAUCAAGGCAGAAAUUAGACAACACUUCCGUUCUCUAUGCUCAGAUGACACACCAAUGGUCCGACGUGCUGCUGCUUCCAAAUUGGGUGAAUUUGCAAAAGUUUUGGAAUUAGAAAGUGUGAAAAGUGAAAUUGUUCCAUUGUUUACUAAUCUAGCUUCAGAUGAACAGGAUUCGGUGCGUCUCCUAGCUGUGGAAGCCUGUGUCAGUAUUGCCCAGAUACUGACUCAGGAUGACCUUGAGACUUUGGUGAUGCCUACACUUCGACAGGCAGCGGAAGAUAAAUCUUGGCGAGUUCGAUAUAUGGUAGCUGACAAAUUUUCAGAGCUCCAGAAAGCUGUGGGUCCCAAAAUCACCCUCAGUGACCUCAUCCCCGCCUUUCAGAACCUUCUUAAGGACUGUGAAGCUGAAGUCCGAGCAGCUGCUGCCCACAAAGUGAAAGAACUCUGUGAGAACUUACCCAUUGAAGGUAGAGAGACCAUAAUUAUGAAUCAAAUUCUACCCUAUAUAAAGGAAUUAGUUUCUGAUACAAAUCAACAUGUCAAAUCAGCUCUAGCUUCUGUAAUUAUGGGAUUGUCUACCAUUUUGGGCAAAGAAAAUACCGUUGAACAUCUUCUACCUCUUUUUUUAGCUCAGUUAAAGGAUGAGUGUCCUGAAGUUCGUUUGAAUAUCAUAUCGAAUUUGGAUUGUGUAAAUGAAGUGAUUGGAAUCUGUCAGCUCUCUCAGUCUCUGCUUCCUGCCAUCGUGGAGCUGGCUGAAGAUGCCAAGUGGAGGGUCCGGCUGGCCAUCAUUGAGUAUAUGCCACUGCUGGCGGGUCAGCUGGGUGUGGAAUUCUUUGAUGAAAAGCUGAAUUCUUUAUGUAUGGCCUGGCUUGUGGACCAUGUAUAUGCUAUCAGAGAAGCUGCCACAAACAACCUCAUGAAACUUGUUCAGAAGUUUGGUACAGAGUGGGCCCAGAACACCAUUGUUCCCAAAGUUUUAGUAAUGGCAAAUGAUCCUAAUUACUUGCAUAGAAUGACCACAUUAUUCUGCAUUAAUGCCCUGUCUGAAGCCUGUGGUCAGGAAAUAACCACUAAGCAAAUGUUACCCAUCGUAUUAAAAAUGGCAGGAGACCAAGUAGCAAACGUUCGCUUCAAUGUAGCCAAAUCUCUACAGAAAAUUGGACCAAUUCUAGACACUGAUGCUUUGCAGGGGGAAGUUAAGCCAGUACUUCAGAAGUUAGGCCAAGAUGACGACAUGGAUGUGAAAUAUUUUGCACAGGAAGCAAUAAGUGUUCUUGCAUUGGCAUAAUGAGGAAAAGGAGGGAAAAAGACUUUACUAAAUUGUUAUCACAGAUUUCUAGUCAAUGUGUUCUUAAGCUGGGUGGAGAAGUGGAAAACCUUCAAGAUCUCAUCCAAGCAAAUGGCAACAACUUACAAGAAAUCAAAUUUCAGAGACUUGAUUGUUUCUAAAGAUGAAAUGGGAUUCUUUUUUAUUUGUCUUCCUUGUUGGGAUAAUUAUUUAAGCCAUCCUUACUGUUUCUGACCAGUCCCUGACACUCGGUACAGUCAUCUCUUUGAUUGUCUCCUAAUGGCUGUCUGUGACUGUCUGGGCCCUUGUAUCUUUACUGUGUAAUCAGACCCUGGCUACCUAAUAGUCCCAACAAAGCUUAGAGAGCUUUGGACCCAGAUCUGGAGUGGAGUGAGUAUUUUGAUGUUUACAUAUAUCUGUGUGUCUCUCCAUCAUUCCAAUGUUACUGAAUACGUGAUUUUUAAAAAACUCCUUUUAUAAAGUUGUCUGUUUGGGACAGUGAGAUUUGACUGUAAUGAAAGCCAUAUUUCUUGGGUAAUGAGUCUAUGCACCAGUGGCUCACAGAAAAGGGGAGUGUGGAAGCUCAGAGUUAAUGUAGUGGUUGGUUUGGGUUUUAUUUGCUCUGUUCUGACUCUAAUCAUGUCAUUUAGAAACCUGAUCCCUCUUGCUGCUAAUGCUUGAUGUUGAAACCUAAUGGAAUUUCAGCAGCUCACCACUGUGACUGCAUUCAAAUCCUUUCUUUCUCUUUCCUGAGGUUUUACAUGUAAUGCCUCAUGAUCAGCAGUGAUGCUACUGUUGGUCUGUGAGAUUUCUAAAGAGUAACGGGACCACUGGUAUAAUACUAUAGCUAUAGGUCUCCUAUUCUGUACCUGGUUCUGUUUCCAGCCAUCGUAACAUCUGCUCACAACUACAAUGUACAGUAGCUUUCCAAACUGAAUGUUCAUUACUAAUUUUUUUGAUAUGGGUGAUGCUGAAGUCUUAUCAUUUGAAACGUUUGUUUUUGUGCUCUUAUAGUAAAACCUCAUUAUUCUUUCUGGAAUUCAAGAUAA